Messenger RNA from Aspergillus puulaauensis, 2280 nucleotides. RefSeq names its product CCAAT displacement transcription factor COY1. Gene Ontology annotation, biological process: intra-Golgi vesicle-mediated transport. Gene Ontology annotation, cellular component: Golgi membrane. The coding region runs from base 1 to 2280 and encodes 759 amino acids. The transcript is spliced from 4 exons. Lineage: Eukaryota; Fungi; Ascomycota; Eurotiomycetes; Eurotiales; Aspergillaceae. The record is from RefSeq and is a predicted model, not a curated record.
AUGGACUCUUUCGCCAUCACGGAGGGCAUGCUUCCCCAGCCCGACAACCAAGAUGCCCGUGCCGCUGACUCGGGGAACAGCGGUGCCCUUCCUGAGGGUGCCAAUAAGUUUCAACGUGCCAUUUCAGCUUGGAGAGGUAUCGACUUAUCCAGUACUCUCGCAAAGCUAGACGGCACCGCGUCGGAUAUUGUCGCUGAACAGCGAGACGCACUAGUCCAGAGAAAGGACCUCGCGCAAAAAACGAAAGACUUUCGGAAGCUUGACGAUGCCUCCAAGCUGGGGGAAUACAAAGGUCUUCUGAAAGCCUACCAAGGUUUCAUCGACCUCUUGACAAAUCAGGGAAAGUCGUCCUCGUCUGCUUUCUUACAGCUAUACUCGUCUUUGUCCGAAGCCCCAGAUCCAUACCCCCUUCUCGAGACCUCAAUCGACUCGCUCGUACUUGCCGAAGAAACAGUCCCCAAAUUGACUUCUGAGCGCGAUCAGCUCCAGGGCUCUGUCGACCGCCUCACCUCCCAGUUAGACGAUACCGAGAAGCGACUGCAAGAAGAGCGUGCCGCGAGAAAGAAGUUGGAGGAGAACCAGGACACCAAAAUCACAGAAAUUGAGACGUCGUGGUCAGCGGUUCUAACGGAGAAAACCAACAAUUGGACGGCCAAGGAGAAGAGCUUAGAAGAGAAAGUGGAGAACCAGGAACGCUUGAUAAAGGAGCUCAAGGCGAGCUACGAGGUUUCACAACGCUUAGGUCAAAACGACGAAGGUGGCGACCAAUCUCAACAUGGUGCCUCGGCCGCAGAACUGGAAUUGGUAUCUAACGAGCUGGAAAAGACUAGCCUGAGAUUGGCAGAAAUAGAGGGACGAAACGAACAAUUGAGGCUUGAGCUGGCUCAAGCUGUCUCACAUUCGAAAGAAGAGCAAACUGCAUCUAUCGAUGACGACCCCGCGUAUCUCCGUCUCCAAUCGGAGAACUCCUCUUUGUUGCGGAAAUUGGAUGCCGCACGGUUCGACCGAGAAUCCGAACGCCAUACAUGGGAGGCCAAAUUCUUGCAAUCGGAGAGACAGGGCACGAAGGUUGCUACAGAAAGGGAAGAACUAAAGGCACGAUUAGCGAAGGUUGCGGACUAUGAAGACAUUCGCCGCGAGCUGGAGAUGAUCAAGUCCAUCGAAUUCUCAGCUGGUGAUGAUGACGAUGCUGGGGAUCUCACAGAGGGGGCUGCUGCUAAUGGCACCGCUGACAAGACUAAAGAGGGCGGGAAAAACAGCUCCCUAGAACAGCUACUGUUAGCGAGGAACAAAAAGCUUACUGACGAGCUAACUAUCCUACGUGUCUCGCACCGUGACCUGCAGGGUCAGCUGGAAGUCCUCCGUGAAGAUGUAUCCACCACUAAGGAAGAACUGGAGAAAUCGCAAAACCUCUCCACCACCCUCGAAAAUGACCUUCUUCGUUUGCAGCAGGAGGCAGCCAACGCGUUCCCAUCUUCGGCGAUGUCCGUGGCCGGCACCUAUGCUUCAAAGUACCCACACUCCUCGCGUAAAGGGGGAGUAUCCCCGACAUCAUCGAUAAUCUCCGGGUUUGAUCAAUCGACCAUGUCUAGCAACACAAUGGACGCCAUUCGUGCAGGAGAGCCCGUUGGGGGAGGAUCAGGCCUCCUGCCGAUGAUACAAGCCCAACGGGACCGUUUCAAGAAGAAGAAUUCGGAGUUGGAAGAAGAUUUGUCCAAGUUGUAUGGCACGGUCAAAUCCCUCAGGCAGGAGGUUGCAUCCCUGCAAAAGGACAACCUUAACCUCUAUGAAAAAACAAGAUACGUUUCGACAUACAACCGGGGUCAUGGCUCCUCGUCUUCCGCGUCCGCCUACGCAAAUAAGCCUAGUGUCUCCUCUAUCCAUCCGUCCGCAGACACACCGUCAGGCCUGUCUGUCGAUCGCUAUCAGUCCGCCUAUGAGGCCCAGAUAUCUCCGUUUGCUGCCUUCCGUGGGCGCGAAUCCACGAGGGCUUACAAACGAAUGAGCUUACCCGAGCGAGUUGUAUUCUCACUAACACGGAUCAUUCUCGCAAACCGGACUAGCCGAAACGUCUUUGCAGGGUACUGCUUUGCUCUUCACAUUCUUCUCUUCGUUAUGUUGUACAUGAUGAGUACAAUGCAAAUUGAGAGUCACAGUGCUGCAAGCCUCGGUGCUUCAGCUUCGAUGGCGAUGAAUGGAGGAAGCGGGAGUAGCAACAGCUAUGACGGGCAACUUGAUGGUGAUGACUGGCAACAGGAAGGAUUCAACCAAGCGGGAUGA